GGUCGUUAUCAGCCGCAGUCUGAUACCGAUGAACAGGUGAAUCGCUGAUGUUCGGCCGUAUAUCGACUCAGUCCAAAGUUAUCUUUGCUCGUGAAACCUAGUGAUUCCAUUGAAGAACAGUUGGAAAUGGCCUUCAGAGAUGUAGUUCGCGGCGUAACAGACGUCAUCCUGAACAACAAGUUGAUCACCUUUCUAAGCGUGGCGCUAUUCGCAUUCAUCAUAACGACCAUAGUUUUGGCAGAGGCGAACAACAGUAAUGCGGAUGCUUUAGCUGGCUGCGAGCAUAAAUUAUGGAUAGCAACAUCGACCGUGGCUCCGGCGACGACUACGCUUGCAUCGGAGACUACUACCGCCGUGACUGAAGCCUCUACUACUACAACUGUAGUAGCACCCACUACCGAAGAAUCGAAUCCAGAUGUGCCAGGUCGUUAACUUCACAUUAGUUAAUUAACUGUCAUGAAGUUUAAAAUAACCGAAUCGGUUCAAACUAGCCAAUAAGACGAUAAUUGUGGGGAGAAAUCAUCAAACAUAUGCCAAAUAAACGCGAUAAGAUUCCAGAA
This is a messenger RNA of Armigeres subalbatus, 560 nucleotides long. RefSeq lists its product as uncharacterized. Bases 127 to 432 code for a protein of 101 amino acids. The record is from RefSeq and is a predicted model, not a curated record. NCBI's taxonomy places the organism in Eukaryota, Metazoa, Arthropoda, Insecta, Diptera, Culicidae. The transcript has 2 exons.